CGGCACCGCGGCAUGCACGCUUAUUUCUCUCACGUUGUGUAGUAUAUCUGCGGAUGUUUACAUCUGUCGAUUUUUUAAGAUCUGCACGUCGCGAUGGAUUCACCUACAACGACGAAUACUACAGCUGAGGAAAACACGCAGGAUAUUUUAAACACGAGCGAUGCAGAAGAAUACGAGAUGAUCGAGUCUGAUGAUCCAUCAGAUGUGGAGAGUAUCGCUUCCAGUGUGGAUUUAGAGGAAAUGAUCGUCGAUCCUGUGCUGGACAGUCUGGACUGUGAGCUUUCAGAUGCCAACGAUUCAUCAGAUGACGUCUUAAAUCCAGAGGUCACCCCACAAAAGAGGAAAAGACCUUUACCAGACGUGUUUUCAUCACCUGCCACUAUACCAAUUGUCAAAUGGAGAGGAAAGCGAAGUAGCCUGAACCGAUCCUUUCCAGAAUUCAAUUUAAACACCUCAGAUGAUAAGUGGAAAAGUGUAGAUGAACCCGAUACAGAAUCACAACAACCGGUCUUCAGACCCAUCCAAAAGCCUGGCCCACAGGUGGUCUGUAGCGCAUCAUGCAGACCUCUGCAAUAUUUUGAAUUAUUCUUUACUUCCUCGAUCAUUCAGACGAUUGUAGAUAACAGUAAUGCUUACGCAGCAAAUAUUUAUGGAGGUAAUAAAAAGAAGUGGUGUGACAUUUCUGUGCAGGAAUUCAAGUCGUUCCUUGCAAUGGUGAUCUACAUGGGUCUAGUAAAGUGCUGUUCACUAUCUGACUACUGGAAAACAUCCGACUUGUACAGACUGCCCCUACCUGCCCGAAUCAUGUCUGCUAGGAGAUUUUCGACUAUGUCCAGUGCUCUUCAUCUCAGUGAUCCCAAAGUAGACGAAGAGAAUGACCAGAAGAAAGGAAUGGAUGAAUAUGACCGUCUGUCUAGGAUCAAACCGCUGUAUGAGGACAUUAGAGAAGCCUGCAAGAGCUCCUUCCAGCCCUUUCAAAACAUCUCCAUCGAUGAGAGAAUGGUAGCAUCAAAGGCUAGAAGUGGACUUAAGCAAUAUAUGAAAAACAAACCAACGAAAUGGGGCUACAAACUGUAUGUACUGGCAGAUUCCAGCUCUGGCUACACAUGGGACUUCUUUGUUUAUGAAGGAAGGACGAUUUCAAAGCAAGGAAAGGGGAUUGGCUAUGAGUCUGUGAUGGCACUGGCGGAUGAAAAGUUGUUGGGCUCUGGAUACAAGCUGUAUGUUGACAACUUUUUCACCAGCCCCGCACUCUUCAGGGAUCUUCUCAGUAAGAAGAUUUAUGCUUGCGGGACCCUUCGAGCAAACAGGAUCGGUCACUCGAAAACGCCAGCUCCUCCUGGUAACAUACGCUGGUUCAGGGACGACAAACUCCUGUUCAUCGAGUGGAAAGACAGGAGAGACGUGCUGAUGUGCUCCACCUUUCAUAAAGUGUUCAGUGGUGACACAGUGAAAAGGAGGGUGAAGGGAAAACCCGGUGGUCGGACCAUUGAAGAUCUGCCGGUUCCUGCUGCAGUGUUGGACUACAAUAAGCACAUGGGUGGAGUCGAUCUGUCUGACGCGCUUAUCGGAUAUUACACAGUUCUGCAUAAAACUAGAAAGUGGUAUCGAUCCUUUUUUUACCACUUCGUGGACAUUGCUGUUGUAAACGCCUUCAUUUUACAUCAGCACACAGCCAGGCAGAGGAACCAAAAACCAAUGACCCAGAAGGAGUUUCGAGAAGCUCUCGUCUCAGACCUGGCCAAAACAGGACCUCUAUAUAAUGCUGCACAGCAUGAUUCUGAAGAAUUUCACCUGCCCAAGUACAUCAGCGGACACAGCAGGAUAGGAAGACGCCAAUGCAGAAUGUGCACCGGUAAAACUCCAGUCAUGUGUGUGAUGUGCGACGCGCCAUUGUGCUUUGUUCCCACACGUGAAUGCUUUAUUGACUUUCAUAAAUCCUACAAACCUCAAAAGCGUCAAGAUCAAAAGACCAAGGCUGUGUCGAAAGAAAAUAAAAAAUAAAAAUAGAGAAAAGCAACAUCUAGAAAAUCUUUUUUUGCUAGAGAGUAGUAAGGCACAAGGGUUUGUAAAUAAUGAUAACAUUUUUAUUUUUAGAUCAACUCUUUUUAGUACUAAUUCAGAAACUCAAACACCGGUGUGGA
Messenger RNA from Misgurnus anguillicaudatus (oriental weatherfish), 2144 nucleotides. Its product is annotated as piggyBac transposable element-derived protein 4. The record is from RefSeq and is a predicted model, not a curated record. NCBI's taxonomy places the organism in Eukaryota, Metazoa, Chordata, Actinopteri, Cypriniformes, Cobitidae.